Tupaia belangeri chinensis (Chinese tree shrew) is the source of this 1356-nucleotide messenger RNA. RefSeq names its product kinetochore localized astrin (SPAG5) binding protein (gene KNSTRN). Gene Ontology annotation, cellular component: centriolar satellite; microtubule plus-end; mitotic spindle. NCBI's taxonomy places the organism in Eukaryota, Metazoa, Chordata, Mammalia, Scandentia, Tupaiidae. The record is from RefSeq and is a predicted model, not a curated record. The coding region runs from base 49 to 804 and encodes 251 amino acids. The transcript is spliced from 8 exons. Gene Ontology annotation, biological process: mitotic sister chromatid segregation; regulation of attachment of spindle microtubules to kinetochore; spindle organization.
UCGGGCCCUCCACCGGCCCUGACCUGUGGCGGUUGGCUGGAGUAACGCAUGCCUCUUGCACUUUCUAGGGCCGACCUCAUCACAAUGACCAGCGUGGUUAAAACAGUGUACAGCCUGCAAACCCCUUCUGUGCCGAGCGGCGGCCUGCCCGCAGACACACAAACUCGAGCCAAUUCUAAGAGUCUAUUACCUGUUAGGACCAAAGAAGUCGAUGUUCCCAGGCAUUUUCAUUCAGGAGGCUCUGAGAAUGAUGUUACAAAAACAGCCAAGCCAAGACAAGAGAAUGGGCAGGCGAAAGCUGCAGACACAGCCAACAGGAGAAAUGUGAAGAAGAGCUACAAACCAUUGAGGAAGCAAAAGUCAGAGGAAGAACUCAAGGAUAAGAACCAGCUCUUAGAGGCUGUCAACAAACAGUUGCACCAGAAGUUGACUGAAACUCAGGGAGAGCUGAAGGACCUGACCCAGAAAGUGGAGCUGCUGGAGAAGUUUCAGAACAACUGUUUGGCACUUUUGGAGAGUAAGGGCCUCAACCCAGUUUUAGGCAGUGAAUCUCUGACAUCACAGCAAGAAUCCACUACGGAUCACACAGGCUCUAUGUUGCUGUUAGAAACUUUGCAAGAUGAGCUGAAGCUUUUUAAUGAAACAGCCAAAAAGCAGAUGGAGGAGUUACAGGCUUUGAAGGUAAAGUUGAAGAUGAAAGAAGAAGAGCGAGUCCGAUUUCUAGAACAGCAAAGCUUAUGUAAUGGUCAAGUAAACGAUUUUACAGCAGCCCUCACGGAAAUGGAGCAGCUAUUAGAAAUGUAAAAGGCAAGUGGCCAGAUGGCUCCCAUUUGGAGAGGAAGCCACUCAGGGCACCUUCUUGGUCAUGCUCUUCUAGGACUCACCGUCCCCAGAAUGAAAAGUUUCUGCAGUAGGGUUAAGGACAAUUUAUGCUGGAGUAGUGGUUCCUCCUUUAAAGGAAGUUCUCCCAACCUUCCGAUUGCUCAGCUCUCCUGAGCCUCACAUACUUGAGACUCACAAGAUGGGGAGCUGGGGCAGCUUGGAUCGUCUUCCUAAGCAACGAAGCAGCCCACCAGUAGAAUCAGGAGAUUGAACCAGCCGCAGCCAGAGGAUCUAAAAGACCACACUGAGAUUUGCAGAAAGAAGACCUUCAUUAUAGUGGAGCGUAGGUGCUUUGUGGGAGACAGGAUGGAGGAGCUACGCUGUGCCCUCCUAGCCUGGAACGUGUUCUGUCCCAUCCUGGCUGGGCUUCUGUACCUCACUGUAACUUUGUGACCUUGGAAGUUACUAAAAGUGUUGUUGGCUUAAUAAAUGGGGUGAAGUUACAGAUGGUAAUGACACCUACCUGAAACAUUA